AUGGAGAAUCAAGUCGCAAUCGAGACCACAUCAGUGUCGUCGAGCCAGCAGAACCCGACCAGCCAGGUGAGCCCACCAAGGAACCCGCAGCUCCAGCAAGCAAUGGAUCUCAUCGCCAUCGACAUGAAACUCUUCAAAGAAAAGCUAGACGUGGACUGUCGUUUUGAAGUAUACAAGCAGGCAUUUCCUGAGAUGGACCGAGCCAACUUGCCUAAAACUCAGUACCGUCCAGAUCACAAGGACGAUAUCCAUAUUAUGUAUACUACGCCAUGCAUCAAGUACGAGGGACUUCAUCCGCCUAGCAUCCUACCACUUCCUUGUGACCUAGACAGACUGAGGCAGGACAGUACCUCGGAAUCAGAUGAGGAAACAUCAGAUGGCGAAACAUCAGAUGAGGAAACAUCCUAUGAAAAAAUCUCCGACAAAGAGUGGAAGAAACGGAAUCUUGAGAACUGCGAUUCGUGCAUCAGCCGUAGUGAAAACCAGAUCUAUAGGAUGCUUACAUCGAACUUCUGCAAAGAUAAGGACAUACGGAAAGAGCUACUACAGUACUACUUCCGGUUCGUACAAUUUCAAUGGACUCAGAGUCGUGGCAGAGUCGCAUUUUGUGAGCCGAGUUACUCGCAGAUUACCACGUUAUCGAGGUUCUUCGAGGCGUUUCAGCCAUCUGGCUUGACUGAGCAGCUGAAGCACCUUACCGUCGACAUUCCGUGGGCAUAUACGUACUCCGCAAAAGAAUCAGGGAACCGUCGCGUGUGUAUACGAACAGCACCAUUCGACGAAGAAAAGGCAUUCCAGAAGGACGCGUUGUCCGUGGGUAGAGUGUUCGGUGUUCUUCACAAAUAUAAGAUCAAAACCGAGUUGACUUUCCCAGGAACAUGGGAUUGUAGAAUGCCUUUCAUACUGCGUGUAGAGGAGUUGUGUAAAACACAUUUGCGGCGUGAUGGACCAGAGUUCUGGAAAGAGCAUAAUGAGCAAGCGGAAAACAUCUUUUGUCAGGAUGCUGAGCUGCGUCGUCUUGCGGAUGAGUUUGUUGCGAAUGAGGCUAUUUUGACAGGAGGGCGUGUCUACGCUCCAAUCAAUUUGAUACCUUCCGCUAUUGCCUUCGACAUUGACUUUAGCCAGUAG
Molecule: messenger RNA, 1128 nt
Organism: Alternaria burnsii
Lineage: Eukaryota; Fungi; Ascomycota; Dothideomycetes; Pleosporales; Pleosporaceae
Exons: 1
Coding region: 1-1128 (375 amino acids)
Source: RefSeq, a predicted model, not a curated record